AUGCAGCCUGACAAGUUGCCGCAUAUCCGCAAAACACCUUUCUCUGUGGAUGAUAUUUUGGAUCCCACAAAAUUUACAAGGAAACAGCUCCAUGCUCGAUUUGCAAGGCCAACAGCUUCUAAUGUGAGAGAUGAGCCAGCAGAGAAGCAGCAUCCUCCUGCUGGUGAAUCCAGCCCGGAUGAAGCAGCUGUGUGUCCGCAGAGGGUCUCUUCAGACUGCCGGGACAUUCAAAACUCCACGGGAAAACCUCGGCGGCUCCGCACAGCUUUCACUCUGGAGCAGCUGCGGAUCCUGGAGCACAGUUUCCAGAGCUGCCACUACCUGUCUGUUCUGGAGCGACAUGCCAUCGCCUCAGCGCUGCGCCUCUCUGAGACCCAGGUCAAGAUCUGGUUUCAAAACAGACGCACCAAGUGGAAGAAAGAGCGGCAGGGAAAGGAACCAGAGGAGCAGCAGCUGCAGCACGGCUUGGCUUCUUUCCUCUCACAUCCAGCCGUCUAUUCAUCAUCUUUACACUACACUCCAUUUUACUGCCAGCGCACACCACUUCAGCUGUUUGCGCCACCGCCAACGCUUCAUCAUUAUUACACAUGA
Molecule: messenger RNA, 591 nt
Organism: Myripristis murdjan (pinecone soldierfish)
Lineage: Eukaryota; Metazoa; Chordata; Actinopteri; Holocentriformes; Holocentridae
Gene: pnx
Product: posterior neuron-specific homeobox
Exons: 2
Coding region: 1-591 (196 amino acids)
Biological process (GO): brain development; regulation of transcription by RNA polymerase II; neuron differentiation
Cellular component (GO): nucleus
Molecular function (GO): DNA-binding transcription factor activity, RNA polymerase II-specific; RNA polymerase II cis-regulatory region sequence-specific DNA binding
Source: RefSeq, a predicted model, not a curated record